GGUUUUUGGGGGGUUUUUUUGUGUCUCCAUGAAGAUAUGUUGUGAAAGUUUGCUGUGAAAACUCUUGCUUUAACAAAGCACCGUGUCAAAGUUAAGGAGGGCGACAGAGUUUUACAGGCAGUCUGUGAUGGAGGCACACUUUGGACAGGUGCCGCUCAUCGUCACUCACAGACACGGCGGGAUGAACCAGCUCGGCGGUGUCUUCAUUAACGGGCGCCCGUUACCGCACGUAGUGAGACAGCGCAUUGUGGAGCUCGCCCUGCGGGGUGUGCGUCCCUGUGAGAUCUCCCGCCGCCUGCGCGUAAGUCACGGAUGUGUCAGCAAAAUACUGACCAGGUUCAAUGAGACAGGAAGCAUCAGACCAGGAGCUAUCGGAGGCUCUAAGCCUAAAGUCGCCACUCCCAAAGUUGUGCAGAUGAUCCUGCAUCUGAAGCACUCCGACCCCACAAUGUUCGCCUGGGAGAUCAGAGACAGGCUGCUGCUGGAGCGAGUGUGUGAUCCGGACAGCGUGCCCAGUGUCAGCUCCAUCAACAGGAUAAUCAGAAACAAAGUCCAGUUGCAGUCUUGUGAAACCGCAUCGUCUGUUGCUAAGGGACCAGCUUAUUCCUCAAAGCCUACCUAUUCCAUCAGUGGUACUCUGGGAAUAAGGAAAUGCAGCAGAAAAUAUAAAGAAGAUGGUGAUGUCUCCUGCAGUGUUUAUGGCAUUCAGCCAUGUUCCUGUAAAGACACCUUUAGGUGGUCGGACCCCUGCCUGACCACUUUCUCCAGCCUGGCCUUUAACUCAAACCUGCCAGCUAAUCAUCAUCAAAACCUCUAAGGGCUUCCAUGUUUUUAUAGCUCAACAGGGCUGCUAAAGACAACAAAAGGAAGAAAAUCAUCUCCUUAAAUUCUGCAAAAAGAUCUUAAAAGUAAUGGAUUAAAUAAAUAACAAUUAUCACAACAUGACUGACAUCAAGGUCAACCUAUGUUUAAAUAAAACUGAA
Labrus bergylta (ballan wrasse) is the source of this 983-nucleotide messenger RNA. NCBI's taxonomy places the organism in Eukaryota, Metazoa, Chordata, Actinopteri, Labriformes, Labridae. The record is from RefSeq and is a predicted model, not a curated record.